Molecule: messenger RNA, 1266 nt
Organism: Plasmodium gallinaceum
Lineage: Eukaryota; Apicomplexa; Aconoidasida; Haemosporida; Plasmodiidae
Product: HSP40, subfamily A, putative
Exons: 2
Coding region: 1-1266 (421 amino acids)
Biological process (GO): protein refolding
Cellular component (GO): cytoplasm; cytosol
Molecular function (GO): Hsp70 protein binding
Source: RefSeq, a predicted model, not a curated record
AUGUUUUUCUCUUCUGGUUUUCCAUUUGAUUCUAUGGGUGGGCAGCAAGCCCGUAGAAAAAGAGAAGUUAAUAAUUCAAAAUAUUAUGAAGUAUUGAAUUUAAAAAAAAACUGCACAACUGAAGAAGUAAAAAAAGCUUACAGAAAGUUAGCUAUAAUACAUCAUCCAGAUAAAGGUGGAGAUCCUGAAAAAUUUAAAGAAAUAUCGAGAGCAUAUGAAGUAUUAGCUGAUGAAGAAAAAAGAAAAUUGUAUGAUGAAUAUGGAGAAGAGGGAUUAGAAAAUGGUGAACAACCUGCAGAUGCAACUGACUUAUUUGAUUUUAUAUUAAAUGCAGGAAAAGGAAAAAAAAAAAGAGGAGAAGAUAUUGUAAGUGAAGUAAAAGUGACCCUUGAGCAAUUAUAUAAUGGAGCGACAAAAAAGCUAGCUAUAAGUAAAGAUGUUAUAUGUUCUAAUUGUGAAGGGCAUGGUGGUCCAAAAGAUGCUAAAGUUGAUUGUAAACAAUGUAAUGGAAGAGGAACAAAAACAUAUAUGAGAUAUCAUUCAAGUGUUUUACACCAAACUGAAGUUACAUGUAAUGGAUGCAGAGGAAAAGGUAAGAUAUUCAACGAAAAAGAUAAAUGUACUAAUUGCAAAGGAGGAUGUGUUUUAAAAACAAGAAAAAUCAUUGAAGUAUAUAUACCAAAAGGUGCUCCAAAUAAGCAUAAAAUAGUUUUUAAUGGAGAAGCUGAUGAAAAACCAAAUGUAAUUACAGGCAAUCUUGUUGUUGUAUUAAAUGAAAAGCAACAUCCCGUAUUUAGAAGAGAAGGAGUUGAUUUAUUUAUGAAUUAUAAAAUUUCUUUAUAUCAAUCAUUAACAGGGUUUGUUGCAGAAGUAACUCAUCUUGAUGAAAGAAAAAUUUUAGUGAAUUGCACAAAUACAGGAUUUAUUAGACAUGGUGAUAUAAGAGAGAUAAAAGAAGAAGGUAUGCCAACCUAUAAAGAUCCAUUUAAAAAAGGAAAUUUAUAUAUAACUUUUGAAGUAGAAUAUCCAAUGGAUUUAGUUAUAACUAAUGAAAAAAAAGAAGUGUUGAAAUUUUUAAAAAAACAAAAUGAAAGUGAAAAAAAUUAUGAUUUAGAAAAUAGUGAAUUUGAAGUUGUUACAUGUCAAGCUGUCGAUAAGGAAUAUUUAAAACAAAGAGUUAGUAAACAACAACAACAAGAAGCUUAUGAUGAUGAUGACCAUCAACCAGAAAUGGAAGGUGGAAGAGUAGCUUGUGCUCAACAAUAA